Molecule: messenger RNA, 1443 nt
Organism: Suillus clintonianus
Lineage: Eukaryota; Fungi; Basidiomycota; Agaricomycetes; Boletales; Suillaceae
Product: CoA-transferase family III
Exons: 8
Coding region: 216-1391 (391 amino acids)
Molecular function (GO): catalytic activity
Source: RefSeq, a predicted model, not a curated record
CCUUAACUCAGUUGAAUGAAUUAAGGGCUAGCUAAAUCUUUGUUAGCUGUUCCCAUGUGACGUGUCGCAGCGUGUAAUUUGAACAGACUGCCCUGCCAGCAGUCUUUCUUGAAACACAAAAUAUGAACAUUUCGGAGUCGGCUACUAAGUAACCGGCGAAGUGACUUAACCCGAGGAAUCACCUGGUUCACUACACGACGUCGAGUCUCUCACCAAUGGCGCUAAAUGGCAUCAAAGUAGUAGAAUUUGCAGGCCUAGCACCGGGUCCAUUCGCGGGUCUGGUACUUGCUCACUAUGGGGCAUCUGUCAUACGUAUUGAUCGCCCUUCCUCGACUACCAGAGAUCUGCUUUGCGCAGGAAAGCGGUCCAUUGUGUUGGAUAUGAAGACUGCGAGCGGAUUGCGAGUCACGAAGAACCUCAUCGCUCAAGCAGACGUCCUCAUCGAUCCAUUCAGACCUGGGGUGCUUGAGACGCUUAGCCUCGGUCCUGAGGUGUUUCAUACAAGUGACAAGCGGAAAGGCCUGAAUGACAAACUUGUAUAUGCCAGGCUCGCAGGGUUCCCAAGAAAUGGCACGCACUCUGCCAUGGCUGGUCAUGAUAUCAAUUAUAUUGCCCUUAGCGGCAUUCUCUCCAUGCUUCCGGGGACCACGGACAAGCCCGCUUUCCCUUUGAACCUAAUUGCCGACUUUGCUGGAGGCGGCCUAAUGUGUGCGAACGGUAUAUUGCUGGCUCUGAUCGAGCGAGGUCGGAGUGGCCGCGGACAGGUCGUGAAUGUGGACAUGGUUUCUGGUUCGCGUUAUGUAUCGUCUUUUCCACUUCUAAAUGCUGGGGGCGGCUUCUGGGAAGGACCGCGAGGCACGAAUACCCUUGACGGAGGCGCGCCAUUCUACGAUGUUUACACCUGCUCAGACGGAAAGUGGAUGAGCGUAGGGUGUCUAGAGCCCCAGUUCUUUGCUCAAUUUAUCAGCAAAUUCAACGGGGUCAUGAAAUCCAGUGGAGAACAAGGGAGCUGGUCACCGUCGCGGUCGACGCAGUUUACGAAGGAAGAUUGGCCUAAACUUCGCAAGUAUCUUGAAGACGGGUUCAGAACACAACCAAGAGACUUCUGGACGGAGGUGUUCCACGGCACUGACGCUUGUGCAGUCCCAGUCUUGUCUCCCACAGAAGCAGCCCAGCUCCUUGGAUCUCUCUACCCUAAACCUCAUCCGGAGCUCAGCAGAACACCGCCAUUACUUCUACAAGACGAAAUACAGACGUUAGAUCCAGGCAAGCACACUGCAGACAUUCUCAAAGAACUUGGACUGUCUGACGAGGAGAUGAGGCAACUUGUUACUGAGGGAGCAUUGGGUAAAGAAGCACGAGAACUAGAACGUCCUAAGUCGAAAUUAUGAAGAACAAAAUAUAACGUCUAGGGGACCGUGUCUAAAUGUUAAAUACUCUGAA